AUGGCUGCGGAGGAGAGUGGCCUAGAACCCAGGCCCAGGAAGGCAGUGGCUCAGUGGGCACCACUGGUCUGGCUCCAGGAAUGUGGAUACCGGAGUGCUGCGACCUUUGCGAUUCAGCUGGGGGAAGGGCCUGACCCUGACCUGCCAGGGGGUGGCCUGCACCGCUGCCUGGCCUGCGCGAGGUACUUCAUCGACUCCGCCAACCUGAAGACCCACUUCCGAUCCAAAGACCAUAAGAAAAGGCUGAAGCAGCUGAGCGUGGAGCCCUACAGUCAGGAAGAGGCCGAGAGGGCAGCGGGUAUGGGAUCCUAUGUGCCUCCCCAGCGCCUGGCAGUGCCUACAGAAGUGUCCACUGAGGUCCCAGAGAUGGACACGUCUACCUGACCGGCCUGAGGAUGCAGGGCAGGGAGCUGCCCGUGGACAGUGACACAAGGACACAAGGGGAGAGUGUGCCAACCUCCUUUGGCCCCCGGUUUGCGGAGUGGAUGGCCUCUGGGAUGCUCACCCCCCUAAUAAAGGAUCUGGACGAAGAGGGUCA
This is a messenger RNA of Tupaia belangeri chinensis (Chinese tree shrew), 538 nucleotides long. It is a transcript of the gene ZNF593, whose product is annotated as zinc finger protein 593. The transcript has 5 exons. The record is from RefSeq and is a predicted model, not a curated record. Bases 1 to 384 code for a protein of 127 amino acids. Lineage: Eukaryota; Metazoa; Chordata; Mammalia; Scandentia; Tupaiidae. Gene Ontology annotation, molecular function: zinc ion binding; nucleic acid binding.